AUGUCCUUUUCAAAACACUCAUUCCACCAACAAAGCGAAAGUCAAUCACAAGAAAGUUACGAAAACUUUAUUGACAACUCGGGCUAUUUUGGCGACGACUCACGCACAACUCAAGACCACAGUUUAGAAGAAGAUGAAACGUCAAAAGGAACUAUUAAAAAACAACAAAUGACUGAGGAAAAUGUAAAAGAUCUUUUACGUUCUUGUGACAAAGCAGAUGUCAAAACGAUACAACUCAUCUCACAAGUAUAUUCGAUCAAUUUUACAUUCCAAGACGAAAAUGGAAAAACGUUUUUGCACCACUUUUGCAAUCAAAAAACUGACAUACCCGAGAUUUUACCUUUUAUAUCUAAUAAAGAGACAACGAAGAUCAAAGACAAAUCUAAUAAGAUUGCGAUAGAAUAUGCGCUUGAACAGAAUUUACAAGAAACAAGUGUUCGACUUCUUGACUUGAAUAAUCAUGAAAACGUCAAAGUCUGUUACGACUAUUUUACACAAACGGGUGGACCAAUCAAAGAAAAGCCAACAAAUACAAAUUGCUUUGGCUUUUUGUUAUCUUCACGCGAAUUUGUUUCAAAGCGGAGGGAAUCAAAACAUAUCAAACGCGACAAAACGCGGUCGACCAAAUGGAAUAAAAUGAUGACAAAUUGGACGUCCGAAGUUCCCCCGAAGCUUGAGAAACGGGUGUACAAAGGUGUUCCCGUUAGUUUCAAACGGAUGUACUGGCGAAAGAAGUUUCAAAUGAGUGAUGAAAUAGUUUCGACUGUUCAAAUUGGUCCUCUUGAAGUGACUCAAUUUGAUGGAGAAAUUGAUUGUAUGAUCGAACACACAUUUCGAGACCAUUACAAAUAUAAAGAUCGGUAUUCUUUUGGUCAACAGAGUGUUUUUGAAGUUGUUCGACACUUUUGCAAUACCAAGCACCGUUUCAAUGAAGGGAUCGUUACUGUAUCUUCUGUACUUUUGAUGUAUUUAGAUGAAAAGGAGACCACCAUUGCACUUCAGAAAAUGAUGGAAGGACAGUGGGAGAACUUUUGCUUUGACGGUGAUUACGUGAAAGACUUUUCCAAAGAAAUUAAAAGUGUUUUAAUGAAAGAGUGUUCAUCACCACUCCAACAAUUUGGGAUGAAAGACAAUGUAUUACUUGAGAUCAUAGUAGAGUGGACUAAACACUGGUUUUUCAAUAUAUUAGAGUUCGAUACAGCGAUAAGAGUUUUCGACUUUAUAAUAUGGAAUGGGUUUGAUUGUGGAGCUUUAACUGUUAUAGUCACCGUAUUUAGCCUCAUCAAGAAGUACUUUGAUAAGAAACAGACAAUCGAUGAAAUGACUCAACAACUCAAAAAUCCGUUUGCCCUCAUCAAAGAAGACGAACUCCCAACACCAUUCGGAUUUAUGAAAUUAUUAGAAAAAAAAUUGGUCGGAAUACACACCUUCUUGUAUAAAAGAAAAAAAUGA
Entamoeba invadens IP1 is the source of this 1452-nucleotide messenger RNA. RefSeq lists its product as hypothetical. Lineage: Eukaryota; Evosea; Mastigamoebida; Endamoebidae. The transcript has 2 exons. The record is from RefSeq and is a predicted model, not a curated record. Bases 1 to 1452 code for a protein of 483 amino acids.